Molecule: messenger RNA, 588 nt
Organism: Coccomyxa subellipsoidea C-169
Lineage: Eukaryota; Viridiplantae; Chlorophyta; Trebouxiophyceae; Coccomyxaceae
Product: protein-tyrosine phosphatase-like protein
Exons: 4
Biological process (GO): very long-chain fatty acid biosynthetic process; sphingolipid biosynthetic process; fatty acid elongation
Cellular component (GO): endoplasmic reticulum membrane
Molecular function (GO): 3-hydroxyacyl-CoA dehydratase activity
Source: RefSeq, a predicted model, not a curated record
CAGACGGUGUCGCUCCCAUUAAAGAUCGCUCAGUCUGCUGCAAUUGCUGAGGUGUUCCACAGCGUCUUGGGAGUUGUGAAGGCGCCCUUCUUCACAACAUUCAUCCAGGUCCUGUCUCGCUACUGGGCACUAUGGGGCAUAGUGGAGGUUGCUCCUGAAGCGACCAGCACAGGAGCUCUCACCCUGCUGAAGGCUGGGCCCGUAACACUCCAGCUGAACAUGAUCACUCUGCUGUUCUGCUGGAGCGUGACAGAAGUCCUGCGCUACGGCUUCUACGCAGUCAAGGAAUUGGGCAUUAUGCCGUACCCUCUGUUGUGGCUGCGCUACUCCACGUUUGUGAUUCUGUACCCAUUGGGAGUCGCCAGCGAGAUGACAAUGGUGUACCUUGCGAUGCCAGUCAUCCGAAAGGAGCGGCCGCUCAGCUUCAGCAUGCCCAACAGCUUCAACUUUGCUUUUGACUACUACGUGUUCUGCUGGAUUGCCAUAGCAUGCUAUGUGCCAGGCUUGCCAGAGCUGUACUUCCACAUGCUGAGGCAGCGCAAGAAGAUCUUGGGGGCACCAGCCAAGGCAGCGAAGAAGACGGCAUAA